This is a messenger RNA of Taeniopygia guttata (zebra finch), 3118 nucleotides long. It is a transcript of the gene REDIC1, whose product is annotated as regulator of DNA class I crossover intermediates 1. The record is from RefSeq and is a predicted model, not a curated record. NCBI's taxonomy places the organism in Eukaryota, Metazoa, Chordata, Aves, Passeriformes, Estrildidae.
UUCCUGGAAAGACCGUUUAAAUUGUUUUAGGACUUUGUCCUUGCUACAUUUGGAAUCUUUUAUUUUAAGAAAUAUUUUUAGUGGUUGUACACAAAAUUUGAGAAAUUUGUAUUUAAGGACUAAAUUUUUGGCAUCAAAAUAACUAUUAUUUAUUUUGAAUAUGAACAAUUGUAUUUGCAUUCUUUUUCAAGGCAAUAAAAAUAAAUUCAGAGCAACUCAGGCAUGAGACAGGGAUACUUAAACAUGGGCUUUUAUGUUAAGAAUAGUUUCUAAGUCCUGCUUGCCAAUUUCAAAAGAAUUACCUAUACUGGUAAUGUGUUGUUGAAACUUCUGUCAAAAAGUUAUUCUCUCAUUUAAAAAAUUAAGGAAUACUUUGAAAGAAAGAAAAUUAAGUCAAAAAUGCAGCUCCUGGAAGUAUCAUCUCCUAAAAGUUCAGCAGUCAGUUUGGAUCUUCUUAAUCUAUAUGUGGUCAACCAGCUAUCAACCAAAAAAGACAACACUGGUAACGUGAGGAAGCCAGUCCACGUUGAUAUUACUGAAGAUGAAAAAAAACCUAUCAAGAGACAUAACUUAGAGCUUCCCACAUCACCCCUACGUACACAACAUAAAUCAAACCUAGAUGAUCUUCAGAGCAGGUUACAAAAGCAAGUUUUGGACAGCAGAAGACAGCAUCUCUCAGAAAAAGUAAAACACCAGCAUAAGCUGUCACAAGUAAUGGAAUUAGGCUAUGUUGAUUCUAGUAUGGAAAAUGAAGACAACAUGGCAAGAGAUUUUAGUGCUUGUCCGUUGUCCUCCUCUGGUUUUCAGUUCUCUAACUGUACACAGCUUUCAGAAGAAAAUUUCAACACAAACCUAAUGGGCAACAUUUCGGAACAGAUCUAUGAAAAGAAGCUGCAAAACCAGCCAGGUAACAGCUUCGAUCAAGACCCUUGGAAUACAAAACCUCCAAGCCAGUGUAGUUUCAGGAAGUCUGAUACAGUGCUUCAGGAGCUGUUCAAGCCAUUUGAUAAGCCAGACUACUUGAAUUCUGCCAGGAAAAAUCCAGUGAUAAUAGGCAGUAAUGGACCAGAAAACAGUGAAGGAAUAAAAGAACCAAUAUUUGAUGCUGUAAAAGAAACUGCAGAACUCAAAGAUGGAAGUGGUUGUUCCUUUCGGGCACUAUUUGAAGAUGAGAGUCAACCAAUACAUAAUAAUCCUUCCACAAAGCAUUUUAAUCCUUUUUCUAACCAAAGCAAUAAUGACAUUUUUUUCACUGUUCCUGAUGUUCAAAAUCAAACUACCAACAGAAAUAAUUCUUGCGACCCUAGAAGGGUUUAUCCUGCAAUCAAUGAAAAAGAAGAUUCUGCAGACAGACCCCUUGAAGGCAUUUUCACAGCUCCAGAACAGGUUUUCCUUAAAAGCAACAAUGUGUCAAGUACAAGCUACAAGGAAACAACAGCAGUUCAUAAAACACACUGGCAGAACUGUCACGAGGGGCAUCACUACUUCAUGCCCUGUGAAAAGAAAGAAAGAAGAGCAAAACUUAAAAAAAUUGAGACAUUUGCUUAUCGCCAUGACCAGCAGAAUAGCUUAAAGGAGUAUGUGCAGAAUUAUUCAAGAAAAAAAAGUGAUGAAAGGUCUUUGAAAGAAACAUCCUGGAAUCAGAACCAUGUCUUUGUAUUUGAAGAGUUCACAACAGCACAAAAGAAAGGGUAUAAGUUUGGACUGAGUUCAUAUCUUCAUGAGAUAGAUGUGGAGUCACCACUCAGCAGCCAGUCUCACAGUUACUCUCCAAGGCAGACUGAGAGUUAUUUGAGCUCCAGUCCUGACACACCUGAAGAGGAAGACAAAGCCAAAAAGAAGGAAUAUCUGAAUGAACGGCCCUUGAAGACACAUGGUACCAAGCUAUUCUCAGGCUCAGCAAGCAGAGAGGCCACCAAGAGCUCUCACACCCAAAGUGUGGCUAUGAAGCCCAGAAGUACUUUGGGUAGAAAAGAAGCAAACAAUCUUCAGGAGAAGGACUCUAAUUUUUGUGCCACAGAGGAAAAUAAAACCCACACAGCCCUGUCUCAGGGCCCAUCACACCCUGCCUUUAAGAGGGAGCAUGUCACUAGCAGCAGCAGGUGCAAUGCUUGGUCGCAGACCGAGGGCUCUGUGACCGUAGAGAAGGUGGAUGUGGGCACCCAGUGUGGCACCCCGGGGGUGUGCAGCUGUGGCGGAGCCCUCCCCGCUGCCCGCAGCCCAGGCGAGUUCUCUGCUCCCGGCUCUGCCGGCCCCGCAGGAGGGCACGAACGGCCGGCGCAGGAGGCGCCGCAGCCCGCGGGCUCCGGCAGCGCGGCCGGGACAGACGCCUUCUCCUCUGAGACCGAGUACCUGAGUUUGGCUGGCAGGAGGACUCUAGAGGUGCUGAACUACAUUGAUAAAAUGAAGGCGAGAGAUAAGCAGCGAUCAACUAUAAUGCCAUGUUAGGAACACAAUAGUUUCAUCCUGUUCUUCAGUGUAUUUCAUUCAGUCAGCAUAUUCUGAUUUUUCUCGCAUGGUUAGGCAAAAUAUACUUUUACUGUUUGUUUGCUUUAUCUAUCAGUAAUUAGGGGCUUCUUUCUACCUACUGCUAUCUCAAAGCAUGGUUUUCUAUAGAUAUCCAAAUAUUAACAAAGGAUUUUACAAUAUCCUGGUAAAUAAAAACAUUAGGAAUUAUAUUGGUUUCCUCACCAUAUAUCUGCAGGAUUCUUUAGAAUUGAUUGACUGUGUUUCUUUUAAGGUAAUGGGAAGUUGUUGUUCUACUUCAAAAAAUAUUUAGUGUGGCUCUGAGUUCAGAGCCAUUGUCUGAUUCUCACCAGUUUUAACAGAAAAACUUGCCUUUGUCAUGUGUUCAUACUAAACACAAGAAUGGGAAACAGAAAAUGUACAUCUGCACACAUAGAAUACAAUGUAAUUUAAAAACAGCUAAUUUAUUAAUUUUUUAAAAUGCUCAACUUUCUACAGCAUUCAUUUAUUUUCUGGCUGUUAAUCUAAAAAAAAAUCUUCCAUGUGUUUCUGUAUUCUGUCUGCGAACUGAAAAUCUGAACUACUUGCAUCUUCAUUUCAGUAUUUGUGUGAAGCUACAAAUCACAACAAAUAAAAGUUUCAGAUAAUACUA